Molecule: messenger RNA, 678 nt
Organism: Orbilia oligospora ATCC 24927
Lineage: Eukaryota; Fungi; Ascomycota; Orbiliomycetes; Orbiliales; Orbiliaceae
Exons: 1
Coding region: 1-678 (225 amino acids)
Source: RefSeq, a predicted model, not a curated record
AUGACAACAUUCAUUCCUCAAAACAAUCAUCUCGAAGAACACGCGGCUGCAAUUAGCGCACUAGCCACGAAUAUACAGGCGGGGGAGCUAUACCGAAAUAUGUCAUUCACUCGUCUCAUACCAUCUAUUCAAAGUAGUAUAUCACCUCAGAAUCACCAGUUGACAUCUCUGCUGCAGCGUUUACUAGCAACCGCCGCGUUCCUUCGCCAGUAUGUAGAUGGGCCUGUAGAAUACCCCGUUAAAGCAGAGGCGAAAGACAUGAGUUUUGUUCUCUUUCAUCAAGCCCAUUCAGUUAUUCCGAAUUCUUCUGCCGAGGGAAAAUGUGUAGUAGUUCUGAGUUUGCAGUUUUCAAGAACCGUCACGAGCCCACAAAUGUUUAUUAGCCUCACCUUUGUACCACUGUCGCUGGUUCGAGAAAUUGAACCAAUGAAUAUUCACGGCGAUACUGAUUAUGACAUUCAGUUGAUAUUUUCUGAUCUGCCUUAUCUAGAAGAAGCAUGCGGCCCUGUCUUUGAAGCAAGUGCAGUCGUGAUUGUGAGACGUGAUAUUGGGGAGUGGCUGAGGAUGGCAAGAGCACAAGGAAAGUUUGAAGACAUGGCAUUAGAGAUCGUGAGGGGUCCAACGAGGGCCUUCGACGAAACUGGAGAGUGCUGGGUAAUUUCGUUAGUUUUAUUAUAG